Messenger RNA from Baudoinia panamericana UAMH 10762, 942 nucleotides. RefSeq lists its product as uncharacterized. The annotation marks the transcript as partial. Gene Ontology annotation, cellular component: Golgi apparatus. NCBI's taxonomy places the organism in Eukaryota, Fungi, Ascomycota, Dothideomycetes, Mycosphaerellales, Teratosphaeriaceae. The record is from RefSeq and is a predicted model, not a curated record. The transcript is spliced from 2 exons.
AUGUACAUGCCCGGGUCGAAGUGGACAUGGAGCUUCAUGCUCAUUGCGCUCUUCCAAUGCCUGAUCAGCUCGGCAUUGGAGGCGUACGUCUUUGCCAAGUUCGAGUCGAGCGUUACCGACAGUUCGCGGGAGUUAGAUCCUCCGCCGUCGCAGACACUGACCAUUCCGACAUACCUGGCCAUCUUCAUUUUCGGCUUCGUGUAUCAGCUUGUUCUAGUCUGGGAUGCUCUCCGGCUUAUGAACACUAUCCAGGUCAUUGGAGUCUGCAUAUACAACGUCGGCAUGUUGAUCUACGCUUCCGUGGAGAUGAACCAAGUCGACACCGCGAUCGGCGUAUUACAAUCACGGAACCUUAUCUACGCCGGUACAUACGAAGCUCUGCGACCCUACCUGAUCGCAGGACCAUGUAUCAUCGCACUCGGUACUGUAUUGCUCAGCGGUGUAGCAUGGAAGCUCUACCGAGAAUUUGCCUGGACAAUCUACCAGCAAAUCUCCGCCGACUUAGCACUGACGCGGCGCUACCGCACGUAUCAGAUCUACAUUGCCCUGCUCAAGUUCGACUUUUUCUUCUUCCUCGGCUUCACCAUCCAAUUCCUCGUUGUGGUUGAAGGCACCACCGCAGCCGAAUUCUGGCUUACCGUGGCCGCUAUCCCCAUCACAGUCGCACUCCUCUUCCUCGCGGCAUUCUUCACCCGCCGCGAAUCAUAUGCUGGCCAGACUUGCAUCAUCAUCGUCUACUUUGCCGCAGCAGCUUACUUUGUCUUCAAGCUGGUGCGCAUGUACGCGUCCUCUGCCUCGCGACAACUAGAGUACAUGCCCGCGAGGAGGAGUCUGACGACUUUCGCUGUACUCACGCUACUGCUGUUAAUCGUUACCAUCGUGAUAGCAUUCAUAUGCAUGCGAAACUUCAACAAGGGACUUGGGCCGCACAUUCGGAAGAGA